Messenger RNA from Vitrella brassicaformis, 3930 nucleotides. Lineage: Eukaryota; Vitrellaceae. The record is from the annotation of a GenBank genome assembly.
CCAGAACGGCCCCAAACACCGACAGACUCAAACGAGCGUUACACACACACAAGAUAAACAGAUGGACAAACCCACUGCACCUGCGCGCCUACACACACUCACACAUACACAAGUCCUGCAAGCUACACACCCACGGCUCAAUCAGUGAGUGCCCCACUCCCUCCCCCCGCCACCCACACCACACCCCACACCCCCAGUCAUGUCAUGCUUUGAGCAGCCAGUCGGCCUUGCGACGGUCGAUGAGGUCCCGCGCCUCUUCAACCACCUCCUGCCCCUCCACCCCAAACUCCCCGCCCAUGAUUCGCCGUGCGUCCUGAUAGGCCAUGUGGAGCAGCUCCCUCUCCUCUGGCGGGUCGACGCCCGGCGGUGGCCGCAGGUCCGACUCGCCGUGCUGCGCCGUACCGAAGACCGUCCCCUCACCCCGGAUGGUCAGGUCCUCCUCCGCCAAUACAAACCCGUCGUACGUCGCACACAUGACUGCAAACCGACGACGGGCCUUGACAGUCAACUGCAUGGCAUACAUAUGGAAGGGAGAGAGCACCACCGGAAUGAAAUGGUCGGUCUGUCUGUCUGUCCGUUUGCCCGUUUGUUUCUCUUAUUACGUUUUCGGCGCCGUCUUGGUCGGUGAAUUGGGUGAGGAGGAGGCAGGAUGCCGGGUCGGUGGAUCGUCCGACGCGGCCCCUGAGCUGGUGCAGCUGGCAGAGGCCGAACCGGUGUGCGUCGUCGACGACCAUGAUGGAUGCGGACGGGAUGUCAAUGCCCACCUCAAUCACAGUCGUCGCCACCAAGAUGUCCACACGCCUAGGCACAUGAGGGAGGGAAGUCCGGCCAUUCACACAAGGGGUGAGUCUUGGUUUCUAUACCGUUGCCGGAAUUCUUCCAUGACGGCCUCCUUGUGGCUCGGCCGCAUCUGCCCGUGCAUGAGACCGAACCUGAUCUCAGGCAGCAGCUGCUGCAGCCGGGCGUGCUCCUCAAUCGCUGCUCGCGCCUGGACAAAGAGGCAACGAUGUCACUCACUUGCAGUAGGAUAGACACAUUCCUAUCAACCACCCGCCGUGCCGUACCUCGAUUCGUUCGCUGACGUUGACGAGGGGGCAGACCCAGUAGCCCUGCCGCCCCUCUGAUACCUCUUGCCGCAGCCGCUCGUAAACCGACGCCAUCGUGUGGUUGUCCGCCUUGUCUAUCACCUCUGUCGCCACCUCACGGCGACCUGCACACACAACAGAGUGAAUGAAUGUCGGAGACGACGCUGUGCAAAGGGGCCUGCCUGCCUGCCUGCUUGUUUUGUUUAUCACCAGGUGGCAUUUCGUCGAGUCGUGAUUCGAGCAGGUCGCCGUACUGCGUCAUGACCUGUGUGCGGGGGAUGGGCGUGGCCGUCAUCAGCAGCACAUCAGGAGUGCAGCCGCCCGCCAGCUGACCCUUCACACGCAGUACCACUCGCUGAUUCACACCGAACCUGAAUCAAUCAAUAUGUAUGUGACCCCCAUGUGUGUGUGGAUGGGAUGGGCAGGAGGUUUUGGUGUGCACCGCACCCACCUGUGUUGUUCGUCGACAACCACCAGGCCCAGCUUGUAGUAGUGGACAGUGUCCUCCAGCAGAGCGUGUGUGCCCACCACAAUGUCCACCAGGCCAGUCUGACGCAUCCAGACGUCCAUUGAGGGAGGACACAUCCCGACGUCCAGCUGGUCUGUUUGUCUGUCUGUCUGUCUGUCUGCGCGUCUCACCUUGAGCCCCUCGAUGGUGUCCUGUCGGUCCGGCGAGUCUGACGUCAGCAGCUCGAUGCGAAUACCCAUCGGAGCGCACAGACGGCGCAACCUGAUUGACGGACGACCAACACAAAGCAGCAGCCGGCCACGUGUUGGUGUGUUAACAGAUCAUCUGCAUGUCUGUACCUAUGGCUUGCUUACGUGAGGUAGUGCUGUCCUGCAAGGUUCUCGGUCGGCGCGAGCACCGCGCCCUGCCGCCCCGACCCCACUGCCUGCAGCAGCGCACCCACGGCCACCACUGUCUUGCCCGCACCGACGUCACCCUGACAGACACACACCAGACAGACACUCACAUGUGCGGACGGACAUCAGACGUGCAUCUUCUCCCCCUCCUGACCUGCAGGAGUCUGUGCAUGGGGUGGUCGGCGGCCAUGUCGGUGGUGACCUCAUCGAGUACCCGCCGCUGUGCGUUGGUGAGGUUGAAGGGCAGACUCUCCAGGAACCGCCGCAUCAUGCUGCCGUCCCCUCCCGUGUUGGCCACUCCAGGCCACCGGCGGCUGAUGGCCUCGCGACGAUGCAGCACUGAAAGAAGACCGCACAUAAACACACAGAUACAUACCAACAGGCACACAUGAUCGAUAAUCAACUAGGUGGAUGGAUGGAUGGCUGGCUGGAUGUCACUUCACCUACCGGCGAGCUGCAUGCGCAAAAGAGAGUCGUAGUACAACCGACGUCUCGCCUCUGGCACCUCCUCUACUGACUGUGGAAAAUGGAGACGACGGACGGCCUCGCCGCGACCUGAAUCAAUCAACAGGGAUAACAAACACACACCUGAUGCACACACACACGGAUCCAGCCAGCCCUAUGGAACCUAACCUACCAAUGAGCUUCCUUUCCUCGAUGAGUCGUUGUGGCAGUGCCUCACGCACCACAGGGAAGGCUUCCAGCGCCUGCUGCAUCACACUCAGCAGUAUCUUGGGCGGGAUGCCACCCACACCACCAUACAGCGGCACCACUCGCCCCGUGAAGCCUGUCGCUGGUGAGGCGUCGUCAUUGUCGUCGGACGGCUGGUUGAUAGCGGCGCUAAGCGCCUGGAUGGUGGUGCCGGGGGGCACUGGGGGUGGUGCGCUGGGGUCUGAUGAAGGCGGGGGUGCGUUGAAGGGGUCGAAAAUGACCUGCACGUCGGGCGUCCGCAUCUCCAGACCGCCCUUACGGCGCUCAACCUGACACCAAAGAACGACAAAGCAGCAUCCAUCCAUCCAUCCCUCCAUCCAUCCAUCCAUCCAUCAUGUACCUUCCCGCCGAGUGCGACGACCAUGCCCUUCCUGAGCUGUGCGGCCCUGAACUCCUGGUUGAACCACACAGCGGACAGCCGCCCACCCGCCUCGUCCUUGACCACCACCUUGGUGAUCCGCGUGCCCGUCCUGGCCUUGAAGUGCGACAUGCUCGCGAUCUCCCCACACACAGUCACCUCCCUCUCGAGAGCAGCGUCGUCGGCCGCACGCUCCUUGGGGGUUGACGGGCGACGGCGGCUGGGCAGCAGGGUCUUGAUGGAAGACACAUCCUGAUUGAAUCAACGAGUGAGUGAAUGACCACACACACACGCCCAGCCCAGCUCACCUCUCGGUCGACGUAUCUUCUUGGGAAGAAAAGCAGCAAAUCCGAGAUGGAGUGCACGUUUGCCUCAGCCAGCACCAUCUGUCGCUUGCUCGAGAUGCCUUUCAACCGCGUGACGGAGAUGCGGCUCAGAUCUCGCAGCGAGACGCCCUCGUUGCUCUGCAGCAGCACCUUACGCGCCUCGGCCAGCGGCAGCCACUCCAACCUAACACCAUCGAACGGCCUCCUACCACCACCACCUUCAGUCGUAUCGACGCGCGGCCGCGAUGCCACUGGCCGGGCGGGCGGCUCCUUGAGUGCAGCACUCAGCCUCGGUUGCAGUGCAUCACGGUGAGAUAAGUGCCGCCUUCGCUGCCUAUUGUCGUGUGGAUGAGGUCCGUGCCGUCCUCGCAGAGCCACUAGUGAUGUGAAGGCCAGCUGGUGGGCGGCAGACAGGACGACCAUCGAUGUGAAGCAGACCACGACGAGCAGAAGCAUGCUACGCUCCCUGCAGGAGAGAUCUACAUGUGAUCUGCAGGAUCAGACCUGCACGCUUUGCCAGGAUGUGUCUGAAGCGACAAUAAGCAGCUUGCACAGCCGGAAAGAGACAAACGGCGCGAGGCAGAAC